CGGGUACAAUACUUUCCCUCUUUGAAAAAGGAAAGUUUUUACUUUCUUAUUUCUGUUAUUUAUGCAAACGGUAAAUCUGCUUCAAUCUCUAUCGAUGAAUUCGCCUUUUGGAGGACCCAGCGCGUCUAAUCAAGCUGCCGGCGGAGCCCCGGCUAACAAGGAUCGGAAAAUGGCAACGGCCGAGCAUUUAGUUCUUGAUCUCAGCAGCCCUGAUCUCCGAGAGAACGCUCUUCUCGAACUAUCGAAGGAGAUAGUCUCAAUUUAUCCUGUUCUCUCACCACCAAAUCUAACCCCAGCUCAGUCGAAUCGAGUUUGUAAUGCUCUUGCACUGCUUCAGUGUGUGGCUUCUCAUCCGGACACAAGGAUGUUAUUCCUAAAUGCUCAUAUACCCUUGUAUCUGUAUCCUUUCCUUAAUACAACAAGUAAAUCAAGGCCUUUUGAGUAUUUGAGGCUUACUAGCUUAGGUGUCAUUGGUGCCUUGGUGAAGGUUGAUGAAACGGAAGUUAUCAGCUUCCUUCUUUCAACUGAGAUAAUCCCCUUAUGUCUGCGCACAAUGGAGAUGGGAAGUGAACUAUCAAAAACAGUUGCCACUUUUAUAGUUCAGAAAAUUCUACUGGAUGAUGUUGGCUUGGACUAUAUUUGCACUACUGCAGAGCGGUUUUUUGCAGUUGGUCGAGUUCUAGGAACUAUGGUUGCAGCACUUGCUGAGCAACCCUCUUCACGACUGUUAAAACAUAUUAUUCGAUGUUAUCUUCGAUUGUCAGAUAACCCAAGGGCUUGCGAUGCGUUAAGAAGUUGCCUACCAGAUAUGUUACGAGAUGCGACCUUUAGUAGUUGCCUUCGUGAAGAUCAAACCACUAGGUGGCUGCAGCAGUUGCUUCACAAUGUCGGGGUGAGUCGGGUACCAUCUCUUCAAUCCGGUGCAGGAUUCGAUCACAUGCUGGUUAACUGACAAUCAUACAAUUUUCUUUCCAUCGUUCAUAGCUGGUUUUCCCUGCAUGACCGUGGAAGCAUCCUUUUAUGAUUUUAUCCAACUAUUAUUAGUUUUGGUAUUUUGAUUUAAUCAGCAGUUAUUAGUGAUCUGUUGUUUGCCCGUAAAAAGGAAAAAGGAAAUGCAGUCGGAGACAUGAGAUGGAGAGAUCCAACUCUGGUCAGACCAUUCUCAUGUUGAGCCUGAAUUGUAUACAGUUAUGUAGCUAUUUUUCAUGUAUGAUUGAUCAGGCUGUUUCAAUGU
Molecule: messenger RNA, 1234 nt
Organism: Hibiscus syriacus
Lineage: Eukaryota; Viridiplantae; Streptophyta; Magnoliopsida; Malvales; Malvaceae
Product: CCR4-NOT transcription complex subunit 9-like
Exons: 8
Coding region: 62-952 (296 amino acids)
Biological process (GO): negative regulation of translation; mRNA catabolic process
Cellular component (GO): CCR4-NOT core complex; P-body; CCR4-NOT complex
Source: RefSeq, a predicted model, not a curated record